Coffea eugenioides is the source of this 1548-nucleotide messenger RNA. RefSeq lists its product as uncharacterized. Lineage: Eukaryota; Viridiplantae; Streptophyta; Magnoliopsida; Gentianales; Rubiaceae. The record is from RefSeq and is a predicted model, not a curated record. Bases 1 to 1548 code for a protein of 515 amino acids. The transcript has 5 exons.
AUGGCCAACAACCAAACAUUGAGGGAGCUGGCUGCCCCGGAGCUGACUCACCAGCCCUUAUGCAUCACAUUCCCCGCUUUGGCUGAGAAUACCGCUUUCGAACUGAAGUCGGGAUUAAUUCAACUCUUACCCUCUUUCCAUGGUCUUUCUGGCGAAGAACCCCACAAGCACGUAAAGGAGUUCGAGGUGGUCUGCUCUAGUAUGAAACCUCCUGGGGUCACUGAAGAGCAAAUUAGACUGAGAGCCUUCCCGUUCUCUCUAAAAGAUGCAGCUAAAGAUUGGCUGUACUACCUACCAGCAGGUAGUAUUACCACAUGGGCGCAGCUGAAAAAGAAAUUCUUGGAAAAAUUCUUCCCUGCAUCCCGGGCUGCGAGUUUGAGGAAGGAGAUCUGCGGCAUUAAACAAUACCCCGGGCUCCAAUCAACCGAUAGAAGUAUCAUCGACGCUGCAAGUGGGGGAGCACUGGCAAACAAGACACCAAGGGAAGCGUGGGAGCUCAUCGAAGCCAUGGCAGAGAACUCCCAGCAAUUUGGCUUCCGUGAGAGCAACCCUCCCCGUAGAGUCAACGAGGUAGAGAUUUCAUCCUUACAGCAGCAAAUGUCAGAAUUGACGUCAGUUGUUAGGCAAUUAGCUAUGAGAGACGCGCCGCGAGCGAAGGUGUGUGGAAUAUGCACAAGCAUGGACCACCCCACUGACUCAUGCCCUAUGUUGCAAGAGGAUGGAGCUGAACAAGUGAACAUGGCUGGAGGCGUGCCCGCGCCUCAAAGACCGUACGACCCAUACUCCAACACGUACAACCCUGGUUGGAGAGAUCACCCCAAUUUCAGCUAUUGUAGUAGGCCACAAAAUGCAUUCUCUAAUCGGCCUCCAGGUUUUCAGCAACCUUGGCAACAUAAGUCUCAACCCUCGUCCUCAAGCUCAGGGAGUUCUUUGGAAGAAAUUGUCAAGAGUUUGGCCACGACUACCACUCAACUCGUCACGACCACCACUCAGCUCCAGCAAGAGACCAGGUCAUUGACCACAAAUAUGGCUCAACUCCAGCAAGAAACUAGAGUCUUAACCAUGAGCACCACUCAGUUCCAGCAGGACACAAAAGCAGGCAUGAAGGAUAUGGAGGCUCGAAUAAGCCAAAUGGCAACUGCCAUCAAUCGCUUGGAGUCCCACGCUUAUGGAAAGUUACCCUCACAACCUGAAGUAAAUCCCAGGAAUGUACCUAAGUACGCAAAGUUCUUGAAAGACUUGUGCGUUAACAAAAGAAAGCUAAGGGGUGAUGAAAGAGUGAUGGUGGGAGAGAAUGUAUCAGCUGUACUUCAAAGGAAACUCCCACCCAAAUGCGGAGAUCCAGAAUUUUCUAAAUUUGCUUAUAGGGGUAAAUCCAAGGUUGCUGCGAACAAGUCCUAUAGGGUGAAAGCAAUUCAUGAGGUUCGGGCUUUGGAGGCUCGCAUGGUCAACGUUGAUGCCAAUGUAGCUGGCAUAGCACAGAAUUUGGCGCAAUUUCUGCAUCAUACGGGUUUUCCUCCUCCAGCUGCGCCUCGUCCACCUCUUUGA